This is a messenger RNA of Malurus melanocephalus (red-backed fairy wren), 1378 nucleotides long. RefSeq names its product syntaxin binding protein 5L (gene STXBP5L). The annotation marks the transcript as partial. Gene Ontology annotation, cellular component: plasma membrane; cytoplasm; SNARE complex. The record is from RefSeq and is a predicted model, not a curated record. NCBI's taxonomy places the organism in Eukaryota, Metazoa, Chordata, Aves, Passeriformes, Maluridae. Gene Ontology annotation, biological process: regulation of exocytosis; regulation of protein secretion. The transcript has 5 exons. Gene Ontology annotation, molecular function: GTPase activator activity; syntaxin binding; myosin II binding.
GGGUGGUCAGCCCGGGACGGUCGGGCUGGCUUAGGGGGUCGCUCCUCACGGAGCAGCGGYCGGGGCGGCGAGGAAAGCGAGGGGCUCGCACCCCGCAUCCCGUACCCCGCCGUGGAGCCGAGGGGAGAGAGAGAAGAGCACCGAGUGCGGCAGCGGCUGCCGGCAUUUGCUGGGGUGGGCAGGGAAGCACAGACAGGAGUCGCGCCAGCGACUGASAACGGGGAAUCCGCUCCUCGGAAACCUCGGGGGCAAAGAUACCCCUGGCUSAAAGGGUUUUGAGGGGAAGGGGAAAUCGAAUGUAAACGAAUUUUGGUAGUUUUGCUGAAAUAAUCAAGUGCCGAAGGCAGAUCUUAGGCAGAUAAGAUAGAGGGAUGGAUCCCGCUGUUUUGGAUGCCGGCUUGAAUUUUUUAUUUACUUUUCUGUUUUGACCACUGCUAAAUGUGGAUUUUGUGAGCAAACCCGAUGGCGGUUGUUCCAUUGUUUCUUGUUUGAACGUAAAUCCUAGUCCUGCUGCUUGUGGAUUUUUUGUUUAUUUAUUUAUUUAUUUUUUUGGAAAGGACCUUUCCAGGUAGCUUUUGCGUCUGGCAAAAUGAAGCCUUUGUAUUUUUCAGUCAAUUAUACCUAAUAUUGACAUUGUGUUUGGUAUAAGAGACUUAAAGUGCUGCCUCACUCAGAGGACCAUUAAAGACUUUCUCGRUCGCUACAUGUAGCUGAAUGUGUUACGACACAUCCUUUCUCCCCCCCCAAAUCUUCCGAAAGAUUUUUCCAAAAUGAAGAAAUUUAAUUUUCGCAAAGUUUUGGAUGGUUUAACUGCCUCAUCCCCUGUUGGAAGCAGUGGCGGUGGCAGUGGAAGUGGGGCUGGUGGUGGCUCCGUGCACCCAGGAGGGACUGCGGGAGCUGCAGGGACACCCAGAGAAGAGAUCCAGGAGACGCUCACUUCAGAUUAUUUUCAGAUCUGUAAGACGGUUCGCCAUGGCUUUCCUUACCUACCCACUGCCUUAGCUUUUGACCCCGUUCAGAAAAUUCUGGCAAUUGGAACAAGAACAGGAGCCAUACGAAUAUUGGGCAGGCCUGGUGUUGAUUGCUACUGCCAACAUGAAAGUGGUGCUGCAGUUCUGCAGCUCCAGUUCUUAAUCAAUGAGGGUGCUUUGGUCAGUGCWUGUGCAGAUGAUGCACUUCAUUUGUGGAAUCUCCGACAGAAAAGACCAGCUAUUCUACAUUCUCUGAAAUUUAACAGAGAAAGGAUUACUUACUGCCAUCUACCUUUCCAGAGUAAAUGGCUUUAUGUUGGAACAGAGAGAGGAAAUACACACAUUGUAAAUAUUGAGUCCUUCAUUCUUUCUGGAUAUGUUAUCAUGUGGAACAAGGCAAUAGAACU